Rhineura floridana is the source of this 4706-nucleotide messenger RNA. It is a transcript of the gene IRF5, whose product is annotated as interferon regulatory factor 5. The coding region runs from base 140 to 2023 and encodes 627 amino acids. Lineage: Eukaryota; Metazoa; Chordata; Lepidosauria; Squamata; Rhineuridae. Gene Ontology annotation, cellular component: nucleus. Gene Ontology annotation, molecular function: RNA polymerase II cis-regulatory region sequence-specific DNA binding; DNA-binding transcription factor activity, RNA polymerase II-specific; protein binding. Gene Ontology annotation, biological process: immune system process; regulation of transcription by RNA polymerase II. The transcript is spliced from 9 exons. The record is from RefSeq and is a predicted model, not a curated record.
GGGCGUGGCCUAGUCCAGGUGAGCGCCGCCCGGCCAGGUAAGCGGCUGUCUCCUUGUUCUCGGCCGGGAGGCGGCCCCUCCCAGGUGGGGGGCCCGUCGAGGGGGCCAGCUCUCCUUCCCGGUUUGGCAGCAGCAGCGCAUGCCACAGCAGCCCUGGGGCGUCCCGGGCUGGCAACGGCCCGGAAGGGAGGCACCUGCUUGGUCUCCCGCGGGCCGUCGGGGGCGGGCCGGCUCCUCCCCGCGGAAGCUGCGCGGCGGCUCGGAGCUGAGCGGCGGGGCUCGCUUGGCUAGCGGCGGCUCGGAGCCUCUCUCGAGAGGGCAGCCCCCGAAGAGGACGAGGCAGGGGCUUCCCCGCGGCCUGGACAGCGCCUGGCCCCCUGUGCCCCUCUCGGCCGCCGCUGCCGCAGCGAGGGGAGACCUGCUUCCUCCCCCGACGGCUCCAAGGUUCUCCUUGCUCAGGUUGGGGUUCCCUGCAGCCAGUGACUUCGCCAUGAGCUCACAUCCCCGCCGCAUCCGCCUGAAACCCUGGCUGGUGGCCCAAGUGAACAGCGACCAGUAUCUGGGCCUCCGCUGGGUGGAUGCUGGGCGGAAGCGCUUCUGUAUCCCCUGGCGCCAUGCCACCCGCCACAUCCCCAGCCAGGAUGAUGAGAACACCAUAUUCAAGGCCUGGGCCAAAGAGACUGGCAAGUACAAUGAAGGGGUAGAUGAGCCGGACCCUGCCAAGUGGAAGGCUAACCUGCGCUGCGCCCUCAACAAGAGCCGUGAGUUUAGCCUGAUCUACGACGGGACCAAGGACACUCCGAUGCAGCCCUACAAGAUCUACGAGGUUUGCGAUGUGCCACAGCCCAAUGGAGAGUCCUUUGCUGGAGAUGAACAUGCUGGCUGUGAAGAAGAGGAGGAGUUGCAGAAAAUGAUGCCUACGCUGCGGAUUGCAGAUCCAGCCCACGGCGUGGAGCCUCUGCCCCCUUACCCGUGGCUAAAGCAGGAAGUCCUUUUCUCCAACGCUUGCGGCAAUGGGUCCUUUCCUCACUUGGCCCACCCGGAUGUCCCCGUCGGCCCCCCUCCGCCCCCUCCUGUCAGCGCUUUUGCGGUCGGAGGGGAGCCAUCAGCACCAAACUUUCCCGAACCUGACAGCAGCAUGCCGCUUGCCCCCCUCGUCCCCGGGACCCUGGCUAUGCAAGCGGAGCUGGAGGCGCUGCCCCAGAGGGGCUGCCUGGUGACGCCCAUGGAACAGUUCAUCCCCGAUUUGCUGAUCAGCCCGCACAUGCUGCCCUUGACCGACUUGGAAAUCAAGUUCCAGUACCGAGGCCGCUCCGUGGGGUCCCUGACCAUCAGCAACCCCCAUGGCUGCCGCCUCUUCUACAGCAACCUGAAGCCCACGCAGGAGCAAGUGGAGCUCUUUGGCCCGGUGACCCUGGAGCAGGUGCGCUUCCCCAGCACGGAGGCCGUGCCCAACGAGAAGCAGCGCUUCUACACCCACCAGCUGCUGGACGUCUUGGAUCGGGGCCUCAUCCUGGAGUUGCAGGGCCAGGAUAUCUACGCCAUCCGCCUCUGCCAGUGCAAGGUCUUCUGGACGGGGCCCUGCGCCAGGGAGCUGUCGGGGCCCAACCCCAUCGAGCGGGAGAAGAAGAUCAAGCUCUUCAGCCUGGAGAGCUUCCUCAAUGGCCUUAUCAUGUUUCAGAAGGGGCAGAGUGCCACACCACCCCCCUACGAGAUUUUCUUCUGUUUUGGAGAAGAGUGGCCAGACCAGAAGCCUAAGGAGAAAAAGCUUAUAACAGUCCAGGUGGUACCGGUAGCUGCCCGCCUCCUGCUGGAAAUGUUCUCUGGGGAGCUAUGCUGGUCAGCUGACAGUGUCCGUCUCCAGAUCUCUCACCCGGAUCUCAAGGACAAGAUGGUAGAACAGUUCAAAGAACUGCACCAGCUCUGGCAGAUGCAACAGAGUGUACAAGUCCAGAACCUCGAGCCAGCUGAGCCUGACAGCUGGCCAAUGCAGACCAGCACCACCACCACCAUGCAACAGUGAGGGUGGGCAGACGGAUGCCACCCGAGUCGCUGGCUCUAGGGCGCUGGGAGGUCACUUUGCUAUUGUGGGGCUAUGACGGUGCAAUAGGGACUGGUAGCUCUGGAUUCCACCUCCAGGUCUGAGCCAGCUGUCAAUAUGCUCCAGGUGGAGUUGGCACUCAUUCUGCUACCUGGCAGCUGUUCACUUAACAGAGAAAAGCCACAUUGGCUCCUUGCAGGGAACAGUGCUGCUUCCAACUGCCGUAAAAGGACAAGCUGUCAAAUGGAAAGGGAAGAUUUCAACUGAACAUCAGGGAAAACUUACUGUUAGAGCAGUAUAAUGGAACCAAUGACCCAGAGAGGUGAUGGAGACAUUCAAGAGGCAGCUGGACACCACCUGUCAGAUAUGCUUUAACUUGGAUUUCUGCACUGAGCCUUACAGGCCCCUUCCAACUCUACUAUUCUAUGCUUCUAAGAGAGCCAUGAGGAACUUGCAAGGCAAGUGCUGGCUGUGAGUGCUUAGAGCAAUGGGGGGAAAUUCUGUUGACCAGGACAUCCUAAUGGCAGGUGGUAUUACUUAAAUGUGUCACAGCAGGAAAAGCCAGUCCCCUGCCCCUGGGAAGCUGAGAAGUAGGGCACAGUUGGAGAGACCCAUGUGCUGCUGGGUAGGCCCCAGCACUAUAGUUUUUGGGGCCAGGCCUGCCGUGUUUGGUGUAGAAAGCUUGUGUCCCAAGGAUCAGAUACUUGUCUGACUCUGGCACUGAAAUUCUUAAAACAGGAAAGAGUGAAAGUCUUCAGCCGGUAUGGCUGUGAAGGGAUUUUGCAGGCACAUGAACAAUGCCUUGUGAACUCUCACAAGCCUGGGAAGUAUCUGAAACAGAUUCCUAGGGGUGGAAGCCACUGCUGCUUUGAGGGCCCUGCAGAGCCCAGCCUCCCCCUCGCCCCAGCUGUUUUGGACUCUCACUCCCAUCAGCUGCCCAGCCGUUGGAAGGUUGACCCAACAGAACCAAAUGGGUGUGGUUUUGCACAAUCUGAACAGGCUGUGGAUUUGAGUUUGCCUUGGCAGAGAAUCUGUGUGUGUUGCAGUUUUCCUCAGCCUAUGAUGAAGUGUGGCCCCUCACAGUUCCAUGGGCCCAGUACUUGUACUGCACUGUGCAGGCAUGCCAACACUGUGAGCGCAGGAUGUGGCUCUAGGCCACAUAGCUCAGCAGCCAGACAGCAUUCCUAACCUUCCUUAAAAUAAAAAAAAUAGAAGGCUGUAAUCCUUAUGCCUACAGCAGUAUGUUUAAAAGUGGGGCAGGUAAUUCUGCCACAGAGAAUCACUGAAGGCAACAGUCAGGACUUUGGUGGUGGGGCUUCUUGCUUUUCCCCCGACCACAACCAAAAUCUACGCAGCGCAGAGAACUCAGCCUUCCUCAGCAAAGCAGAAGAGAAGCCAGGGCAGGGAGAACCCCGUUCCGUGGAGAAAGCCUAAGCAAAAGACAGACAGCAGCCAUUUGUAUUAAAUAAACUGCCCCAACAAAAUGAUCAGGUAUGCUGUCCAUCUUUGCCUUGCACCUCCCCCUCCAAAAAGAUGGUGAGGUGGGAAAGGGCGCGUCCGACGGCAAGAGGUUCCUGAACGGGAAAGUGUGGGAGCUGUAGUCAGCCACUCCCACAGUGUAGGUGUACCUGGCCUUGGCCUUGUCUGUGAAAUAAACAUGUCUACAGCUGUCUGCAAUGGCUGAAUCGUAGUUAAGACGCUGUGAGAACAUGGAGACCUCAUCCAGGGCUCCUUCCGCAAUCCUACACCCACAAUUCAGCAUCGGGUAUAAGCGGGAGGGAAGGACCCUCUGGGUGGGAGACGAGACCUCCCUGCAUCUUGCUUCACCCACAAGGCUACCAAGCAGUCAUCAGGAGCACUUGCAUCGAAGCUCUGUGGCUUCCCCAAAGGACCGCUGUGUCAAGGCACUUACAUUCCAACACUAGUUGAAAUACACAGUCCUCCUUCCUAUGGAAGAGUUGGGCUUUCCUGUGGCAGCUGCUGGAACGCUUUCUGCAUUGGAGGGUCUUUUCCAAAUAUCAGGAGCCAUCUUGUUUGGCCGAGGAAGUGGCAUAAAGAGAUUGGAAGGGUUAAUGAGCAAGGCUGACACAGUCCACAACUGAAGCAAGGUAGUUCCUUUGGUGUAAAAACACACCCAUCCCAGGAGGAAGGUGAUCUUUCACAGGCCUAUUCCAGACAGCAGGUGUCAAGGCAAGGUCGGUGCCGAGGUCAGGCCCUUCAGAACCAGGGAUGCACCCGGUUACUUCCAAGAGCGUUUCUGCUUUUUCUCAAUUCAGACAUAGGAGCCGACCGCUUCCUCAAAUUCCUUGAGUUAGGAGUGCGCUGUCUAUUUUAACUAACUGCUACCUGUAUAUAGCAACAUGUUUUCUGAGACAUUCACAGAGCGAUUCCAAUUAAAUUUCCAUCUGUCUAUUAGGCACGUUAGUGCAGGCUUCGCCAAGCUGGUGUCACUCCAGAUAUCUUGGACUAGAACUCCCAUCAGCUGUAGCCAUGCUGUGAAAUGCCUUGCAGUUUUUAAAUAAAGAGCCGUAUAAAACCAGUUUACAUAAUAGUACAAACUAUUUGAGGAGGGGAACAGGUUGGUGAAGCCUGCUGUACAUAUGUACACAUAUACGCAUCUCUCUUGACUAGGGUUGCCAGAUUCUUGGCCUGAGACUGAUCCUUU